Fundulus heteroclitus (mummichog) is the source of this 5039-nucleotide messenger RNA. RefSeq names its product KIAA0825 ortholog. The transcript is spliced from 23 exons. Bases 411 to 4361 code for a protein of 1316 amino acids. NCBI's taxonomy places the organism in Eukaryota, Metazoa, Chordata, Actinopteri, Cyprinodontiformes, Fundulidae. The record is from RefSeq and is a predicted model, not a curated record.
UCAGGGACGCUUUCGGCUCCCGGAAGUAGCUAUAAAUAACAGGAUUAUCGCUCUGCUUGAAUAACGGGUACGCUUUAGCUCAAUCUACCCCAGAGUAAUUCAACCAAAUGUAUCCCGGAGGGAACGUCGACUCGGACAGUUGGCUGUUUUUGAACCUUAAAGUUUAUUUUUUUUAAUAUGUAUGUUUAGUGAUAGCAAUGCAUACGUUACCGUGGUAAUGAAGAAAUGAUACUACGCGGUGACGUUCAUUUCUUCAGUUGUUCUGUUAUAGUUACAAACUACUGUCGCGGAUAAAAAAAAUAAAUAAUCACCCGGACGUCGUCUGGAAGUGCCUGCAAAUGAAGUGUCCCCCCGCUGUAGAGGAUUAACACGGAUUGGAUUAACAAGGAGUUUGGGAAAGAGAGGGCAUCAUGGAGUGGCCGGGAGAAUUUCCAGAGGACCAUGGCUUUGUGGAGCUUCUGAUCCCAGGUGUUUCCAGUGAUGUGGACUUUGAACAGUUUAUGAAAGAGACGGAAGAGAAACUCAGCCUCAACGCCAGCAGCAUUGAACACCAGCUGAAUGACCUCCAUGCCAAAAUGGGAGAGUCCAGAACGGGGGAUCGCCCAGUCAGUCCCACGGAGGUCUUACAGUGGUUCAACGCGAGAGCACAAAACGCCCUGAAGUCUCCUUCCGCAGACCUCUCAGACUUCUUCAGAGCUCUGCAACAGUACCUUAAAUCAGAUGAAGAGGGGAAAGAAGAAGUGACACUGCAGCUGCUGCUGAGUCUUUCUGCCCAGUGUGGGGUCUGUUUUCCUUCUUCCUCUUCGUCUCCCUCUCUUCAUCCUCAUCUGCCUGGCUCCUCUGUCCACACGACGCCCACGGUCAAAGACGUCUCUUCAUUAGAGGAGGCAUGGGACGCUGUGCGCCUCCAGCUGCGACGCUUCCUGCUGGACCGGCUGUCGCGCUGCACCUCAGGACUUCCUGGUUCCCCUCAGAUCUCCACCAUGACCAUCCAGGAACGGGUCCAAUGUCUUCAGCAGUUGUUUUUUCUCUAUCCUGAAAGUGAAGUGAUCACGGAUUACCAGGGUCUGAAACAGCGGUAUGUGGUGAGUACUCUGCGCUCAAGCAUGAGCUGCAGCCCAGGUGGAGAGACCGGCUUCGACAGACUGGCCACGGGUUUCUGCAACGCGGUGCCGCAGGUGAACCGGGCCCUCACAGAGGAGCUCCAGGUCCUUUCGAGAGUAGCGGAGCCCCACGUUGUCCUCGGCUUUUUGAACGUAGCCUACUUUGGUGCCGUUGCCCAAGAACUCGCCGCCCAGAUGGAGAGAGAAUUCGAAACGGCCCAAAGAGACAACACAGCGCCGAGCAGCAAGAUAAAGAAAUACUCUGCAAGGUCCCGAGCAACUGUAGCGCCGAUGGAGCUUCCCAUGAAGAGCAGGAGCUUCAGUUUGACCUCCCACCAGCUGAGGGCGUUGACCCAGUUGGCUUGCGUCCUACAAGGCUUUGAGAGAGAUGCGAGGGAGCUGGUCACCAACAUCACCUUCAUAAAGUGCAUAGGAGACACUCCGACUUUAAAAGGCAUUUUGAAGAAGCCUAAAGAGGAUCCAAGUUCGACGACAAAUGGCAAGAAACCCGCCUCAGACAAACCUCACACUCCAGAGGCAAAGACUCUGGAGUUUAACUGGAGGUCAGCUUUUAGUAGGCUGGUCCCGCACAUGGAGCACUGUGUUAAAGUGGUGCUGGACGACGUCUGUGCCAAGAAUCUGCAGCAAGAAGAGGCCUUCCAUUCUUCAGGACAAACCUCGGUCAGCCUGAGCCCCACCGCUGACUUCUCCGUCAGCAGCCAGCACCUCAGAGAAGACUUCUUCUUCAAAGACUCAGAGAGAGACUCGCCUAAAAUGACAGCGAAGUUCUGCGGAGCCAUUGUGACUGAGCUGGAUGCCUUACUGCCACUGGCAGUCGCCUGCAGGGACGUUUCUCUCCUGGGGGUGCGAUCAAGCUUUGUGGAAGCUUGUAGCAGAGCAGCGUUUGCCAUUCUGGGCCGUUUGCAGGAGAGGGCCCUGGAGGUACCGUCCUCUGCGCCCCUGAAGAACUUGCCUGCUCUGCUCGCUUCCUGCAUUUAUGUGCAACAGCGACUGGAGCAUUACAAUGUCAUGCUGAAGGAUUUAAGUGCAGCUUCGGCUAAAACACCCCUGACUCUGCUACCGAUCCAGAGGUACCAGGAACUAGCGGAGGCCUUAAGAGAGCAGCUGACCAGCUACUGCAUCCAAGUUUGCCUAACCUGUAUUCUCCAGGAUGCAGAGAGUCACGACUGGGCCGACCCUAAACCCUUCUACGAGGGAGAGCGAUGUUCCUUCUCGCUGCAGAUGUGGUUUUACUUCCUGUGCGGGCUUCGUAGCGACCUGUGGGCGGUCCUUCCAUCAGAACUGGCCAAGGACGUGCUUGGAUGUGUCCUGACAGAGACUUUGCAGCUAUUGGUAAAAAGAUAUGCCAGGGUCCGUGCUUCAUACAAGAGACACCUGCAGAUCAGGUGUGACAUCACCGCAGUGCUGCUCUACGUGGAGCACCUCAUGUGGAGCGUCAGCGAGAGUCCAGAGGACGUGGUUCUGAUCAACCCUGCUUCAGAAAUCACCAUCAUAGGAGGUGGCUCUGACUGGCCGUACCGAAUCCACAGCCUGUGUGACCAACUGCUGGCGGUCCUCCUCGUUGUUACAGCACCGAUAUCUUUUGUGCAUAGAACAUUUAUGAACAGCGCUUCCAAAGACUCAGCUCCGCGCCAGCCUGAAAGGCCUGUUGUACGCUGGCUAAAUGCUAUCAACCCUGACGUCUUCACAGAACAGGUCAUAAGAGAUGGCCUUAUGGGCGAGGCAGCCCUGGCGUGCCAGUUGAGGCUCCUGACCUCUGACCCAGGAUGCAGUCCCAGGCUGCUGCUGCGGAUGCUGCUUUAUGAAGAUUGCCACCUGCCCAGAAUGCUCCUGGAAAAUUCCUAUUUUUGCCAGGAGACUGACUCAGAAAUGCCCAUAGAGACUUGCAAGGCAGGAGAUGACUUCAUAGCUGCUUUGUUCAACGUGUUCUCCUCCCUGAACAAUGUUCCCAAAGCUUUGGCUCAGGCCCUUCAUCCAUAUCUGGAGAGAAUGCAAAUUUGGAAAUAUCUCUACACACUGGCAGACACUACACAGACGGCACCGGUGGUUGUUGACUGCGUCCGAGCGUUGGUGACAAAGUCAACCAACACUAUUCUGGUGCACCUGGUCUCCAUGGUGCUGGCUUGGCAGGACACAGAUGAGUGCAAAGCUGCCCUCGUAAGACGGAAGAUGCCAGACAGUGUCCUGGCUAAGAUACCUAAGGACUGGAACUACGGCACAGCUGACGGAAGAGGAAAAGAUACUGCCUCUAAAACUGUCAUAUGCCAAGCAAUUCAAGCGCUGUCCUUCAUUUUCACCAACCUCACAUUGGCCGUAGCAUCGUUGCCUCUCUCUGUCCGCUUCCUCUUUCAAAUGGCGGAAAAGUACCUGUCCCAGCAUGCCCGGCAGUUGCGCUCAAUGGGCCUGUUACUCUGGGCGCUGCUGGGGUGUUUGAUCCAGGGUCUGGAUGACCCCGAUGCGCUAGAACAGAUCAGUGGUCUGGCUCUGGACUGCGGGGCAAAAGACUGCCUAUCGCUGCUCAGAGAGUGCCUGCAGGCUGCGAUGAGCAUCCAGCAAAAGGGUAUCCCCAAACCCACAGUGCAGAAAGUACUGCAGGCUCUGGAGGAAAAGAGACCCAAGUGGAUAACCAUGCAGCUACAGAAAGCUCGCAAACUCUGCGCGGAAAGCGUUUUUGAGCAGGGAGCAGAGAGAGGAGCUGCUGCGGCUGAACUGACUGAGCAGAAAAUAGGCCUGAUGCUGCUGGAGGUGUGCCACAAAGCAGGUGGCUGCGUCUACCUGAGGCAGAUCUAUCACAUCAUCCAAGGCAAUGAGGAACUCCUGAUGUCUAAACUCGGCGGGAGCACGGACUGUCCGUUCCUCUCGGUGAAUUUCAAUGUCGGCCCAGAGCGUGCCGAUCGCACCGCCUCCUUCAACCCUCUCCUGCAGUACGACCACAUUGGCAAGAAGAGGCUGAAUCAGAGCGAAGUGGUUGACUGGACGUGGGACUGGCUGAGGCUGCUGCCGGCGUACGAGGGCAUGAGUCGGGUCAACUUCACAAGCCUGGUAGCCAACAGGUGGGAUAUGCAGGAGGAUGCGGAGCUGGAAGAUGGAGAGAGAGCGAUGGUGGAGGAACUUCAGAAAGCGUUCUUCACUUGCUGCUGCAGCGCGGGACCACAAGGUGCCUCUGGAACUGACGAGACGCCAACAAAUCAGACCCAGGGGGAAGCACACUCAUGCGAUGAAAGUACUGCCCAAUAACAGUCCACGCCAUUGGAGGUGUUAUUAAGUUGUAUUUUUUUUUUAUAUAUAUAUUCUCUUGGGGCUCUCAAGAUGUUUGUUUGUGCAUAGGUGUGUGUACCCCUGCUCACACAUUUGUGGGAGUGUUUUGGCCUGUGCGUGUACUUUAUGCUGAAAAUCUGCAAGUGUGUGCAAAAAAUGUGGGGGGAAAAAACACUAGAAAAAAAAAAAAGAGAGAGCACAAACUGGUGCCUUCCUCUAUCUGCACACACCUGAGACAAAUCUUCUGUGCCGUUCAAUGCUGCAUCAGGUGCGUUUUUCAUCUUUUUGGAGCACAUCUGCAGAAACCAGUUUGGGGAAAUAAAGAGCCGCGAUUUGUUUGCCAGGGACAAGAUGGGACUGUGUGAUCGCUGUUGGUAACUGAUGUGUUUUAAGACCGUGUGGGCGGAGAGAGUGGUGUCGGCGUGCUCUCCUCUGCCUUCUUUAAGUAAACAUCAAAGAAUACGGUUUGGAAGCAAAAUAUGAUCUGUUAUGAUUUUCUGAUGUGUUCCCGGAAAUCUGCUGCACCAUAGCAUAUCAGUUAGCAUUUGUAAUAUGAUUGCUGAGUAUAUUUUUCUAAAUGUGUCAGUAUUUUUUUAUUUGUGCAAAAUAUUGUAGGUAAAAUAUCAAACAUGAAAAUAAAGCCAUUAUUGUACUUUA